UAUGAGAAACACGUGGUGAGCGAUUUGUAUGUAAACAACUUAAUGGUGAAAAUUUUGUGUAGUUUACUGUUCUUGUUAAAGUACACUUAUUUCCUUUUAACAUUAUUCGAGAACGACAGUCUACAAUGAGUUUUGACAAAUUUAAGGAUACUAUAGAGCAAGGAGAUACUGUCAUUCUUUAUUUGAAUGUUAAUAGUAUGCAUGCUAUUCAAGUUCAACCUAAAAUUAAGAACAAGAAAGAUGAAUGGGUUGAAAAUGUUUUUCAAACGACCUACGGUGCACUGAAGGUCCAGUCUCUUGUCGGAAAAAAGUUUGGAACUAAAGUAGCAUUGUCAAGAGGAUGGGCGUAUGUCUUGCACCCCACACCCGAGCUGUGGACCCUGACCUUACCACAUCGAACACAAAUUAUAUAUACUCCAGACAUUAGCAUGAUAAUUUUUCAGCUAGAAAUAAGACCUGGAAGUGUGGUUGUUGAAUCUGGCACUGGAAGUGGCUCUUUGUCACACGCUCUUAUACGCUGCAUCAAGCCACAAGGACAUCUGUACACAUUUGAUUUUCAUGAAUAUCGCGUGUCAGUUGCUCGUGAAGAAUUUGAAACUCAUGGUAUUGGACAAUAUGUUAGUGUGAAACAACAAGAUGUGUGUCAAGAUGGCUUUGGAACUGAGCUAAAUGGCAAGGCAGAUGCGUUAUUUCUUGAUCUUCCACAUCCUUGGGAAGCUGUGCCCCAUGCUGCUGCUGUUAUCAAGGAUUUAGGUGGGCGGUUCGUGUCCUUCUCUCCGUGCAUCGAACAAGUACAGCGCACCUGUGAGGCGCUCCGUCAGCAUGGCUUUGUGGAGCUCACCACCUUGGAGUGUGUCCAGAGAGAGCUGCAUGUCCAAACCCGCAGCUUGCCAAUCCUGCAAUUAGACUUCCUGCAGCACCAGAGAAAUGACACCGCGAAGGAUAUCGGAGUAGAAGCUGGAGUUUCUGGAAGCGAAACAUCAGGAAAGGUUGGCCGAAAGUCGUCAGCCGACAGAGAGAUGUGCCGCUUUGUGACGGGAAUGCCACCCCAGUCACUGACAGGUCACACGGGGUACCUGACCGCCGCUACCUUGCCACCUGUCUGGACCAGAGCCACUCGCCCCACACAGGACCAGCCUCCAACAUCAGUCUAAUCGGAUCGCCACACAACAUUCGCCAUUAUCCUGUACUAGAUUUAAUUCAGAAUAUAGAUACAGUUAUUCUUUUGUAUGUCUCCAUGGCUUUCGUCGUUUUCAUUGCUGGAAAACCACAGUAAUGAGCGUCAGGAAGUAAGAGAUGCAGAUUACUUUAUUUUCAUUGUAUUAUUACCAAUCACUAGGGGAGGAUAGUUCUUUGGUGUCUGAAUAAGAAAUGUCGUUCGUAGCGCGAAAGGAUUAAACAAACUCUUGUGGAAUUCUUUGUUCCUUUUUUGCAUAAUCACUAUUACUGUAUCAAAAAAUACAUGUGUAAAAUAUGUAAUCCAUUUUUCCUCUGACAGUUCUUAACACUUGCGGCUGCAGUAAAUAAUGAACUACUGUUCAUGAAUUGUCUUAUCUCUUCAUUUGAAUCGGGGAUUCAAGCAAAACCGAAACGGCAAGAACUUCAUCAAGCCCAAUGUCUUCAGAAAGCGAAGUCGAGCUUCAUGUUUCCCCCAAAUACUGUCGAAAUCUUUGCGAUUUAAAAUACAUAUUGUUUAGUAUUCUUCGUGCUGCUCAAUUAGAUAUUUCUAGAGCUGUCUUAUUUAAAUGUACGUUUCAGUACAAAUAAGCUUAUUUGUUAUUCUUACGUGCGACAUGUUGAGACGAGUGUGGUAAGAGUUCUGAAGACGGGUAUUCGGCUAUUCAUUUAUAUAUUCCUUUUUUAAUCAGUUUAUCGAAUAUAAAGUACUGAAACGUGUUUGUAACAUUGAUAUAACUGUUUACUUUGUUAAGACGUUUUGUUGUUUUGUGUUAAAACAUUAAGUUGUAGUGAAAAAUAAUUAAUUUUUUAAAAUAGCUUGCUCAUUUCUUUUCAGCCUCGAAGUAGAAACUUUCCCAUGGCGAGUUUCAUUUAGAAACCAAACCCCUUUUUUUGUGUAUUUGUGUGGAAACUUGCAAUUUCUAUUGAUUAAAACUACCAAUUCUUGGUUUGAAUUUUCAAAAGA
Messenger RNA from Zootermopsis nevadensis, 2143 nucleotides. It is a transcript of the gene Trmt61, whose product is annotated as tRNA methyltransferase 61. Gene Ontology annotation, cellular component: tRNA (m1A) methyltransferase complex; nucleus. Gene Ontology annotation, molecular function: tRNA (adenine(58)-N1)-methyltransferase activity. The record is from RefSeq and is a predicted model, not a curated record. Gene Ontology annotation, biological process: tRNA methylation. NCBI's taxonomy places the organism in Eukaryota, Metazoa, Arthropoda, Insecta, Blattodea, Termopsidae.